This is a messenger RNA of Spirodela intermedia, 10045 nucleotides long. Lineage: Eukaryota; Viridiplantae; Streptophyta; Magnoliopsida; Alismatales; Araceae. The record is from the annotation of a GenBank genome assembly.
AUGGCUGCAGCGUCCCUCGUCCACUCCUCUCUCUGCCGGCCGUCUUCCUUCCUCCACCAGCAGUACCACCAUCACCGCUUCCGAACGUUCGCCCUCUCCAUUCCGUUCCCUUCUUCGGGGUCUCCCGCUUCUCUUUUUUCCUCUCUUUCUUCCGGUUCUCCGCAGAAGAAAUCCAGGUGGGCGCCCGUCGCUGCCGUGCUGGAGGUUGGGGGCGUUAAGAUCGUCAAGGAAGGUGAGGCCUCCGAUCGGUUUUCGUGCUCUGCGGACCGCAUUGGCGGUUCGUCGGUCUUGAAUUUUCCUGUUUUCCUCAUUGUGGUGCGCUCUUCGGUUGGAUGGCGAUGUAGAUGUGGUGAGAGAAGAUGACCCCACGAACAACGUGCCCGAUACAAUCUUCUCCAAGCUUGGGUUGCAGCUCCACAGGAGGGAUAACCAUCCCCUGGGAAUCCUGAAGAACGCUAUCUAUGAAUACUUCGACACAAACUACUCGGGGAAGUUUGUCAAAUUCGACAAUCUUUCUCCUAUCGUUUCCACCAAGGAGGUAGAAGACGGGCUACACUGCCAUUGUUUAUGAAUUUCGUUGCUUUUUAUGGCCGUUUUCUGAAACUUUAUCUGGCAUUUAUGAAGUGGAAUGAUGUCGUCCCUUCUUCCAUAAUCGUAGCUCUUAGGGCAAGCUGGUAGUAUGGAGUAACGACCAUUCAGUAUUCAGGCCGGUGCUUUUCUCGGUGAUUCGACCUGAAUCUGUUAAUGAGAAAUUGCACUGUAUAUCAGUGUAGUUAUCCACAUAGAUCGUUUUGCCCGUCCUUUAGGGAAGAAGAAAUUGAUUUCUCUGGAUGCCAUCAGAUGGAUGGAAAUGCAGACUGUUAUUUGAAUUCAUUGUUGUGUCAUUUUGACAAGCAAAUAGAUUGGCAAAAGUGGACCAUUUUUCUUAUGAGAUUGUAAAUGAAAGACAAAAGACACAUCAAAAUUAUGCUCAUAUAGAUGAUUGUGGUGAGUGCCAUUAGGGUCUCCUCCAUUCCAACAUUUGCUCGCGGAUUGAAAAACUGAAACAUUGAUGUCCUGGCUGGUGAAGGAUUCCCAAUGGUAGCAUUAAUUGGAUUUUCAGGUUAUUUUCAUUGAAAUAUCUUUAUUUUCAUUGCAUUCUACAUUUUCUUGUUGUAUUCCUUGAUAAUUCACAGUUUUAGUUCUCUUUCGAAACCCUAUUAGACAGGGCUUGGGCUUUUAAACGAGCUAUCUUUUUCCUUGAAUGAAUUGGAUAGAGAAUUAUCGAGGUUAGUGUGGGGGGUGUAUGUGGUGAGCUAUCUUAUGAGACUUACACUACCGUCUUAGCCUUCUUGAAAUGAAUAUGAACAACCUGUAGAGAAGGGUAUGUGCUUCAUUCCCUAACAUACCAGAAUUAUUGGAAAAUCAUCAUGUCCAUGAGAAGUAUAUUGAUGUUAAUUCCUUUAACUAAUGAGAUUAGUCUCCUCAUUCUCCUAUCCCCGUGUCUCAUCCUGUCUUAAAAAACUAUAUUGUUUAAUCCUAAAGAACCCUGCCAUGUGAGCCCUGUCGUAGUUGAGUGCCUCGUAUUGGUUGGAUAUUUUUUGAGUUUGUCUUUAUGCACAUUUUUUCAGAUCUCACUCUUUACUUCGCAUCGUCUGUACUCAUUAGCUUUUAUUUUUUAAUAUGGUAUGUAAAUUAUCUUAUCUUCUGAGAAGAAAUGACCUAAAGAGAUUUUGCACCUUGCUUUCUUGUCCUUUGUUCUUCUUCAAGAUUGUUCUUCUGUUUAGUUCAACUAGUUGCAUUUUCUAUUUAUAACCAGUACAAUGUAGUCUGUUUCUAUCCUUUUAUUAUUGUGGACCAUGGAUUAGGAACUUGGAUGAAUCUCAUUUCAAUCAGCUAAUUACAUCAAUUGGCCUUUGUUAUGGCAAUUUUGGAAAUUACUUGAUCGUGACAUAUCAAACAGAAUAGAAUGCGUUUGCCAGAGUUGGUUGAUCCUCAUCUUUGCUAACAUCCACUAGUUUUCGUUAGUCUGCUAAACUGGGAGAUUCUUACUUCUCCACAGGGCCCGUUUUUAACUUUGGGAACUGACAAACUCAAUUCUAUUGCAUCUUGAAAUCCCUUUUUUGUUUCACUUUACAUUUUCACUUUUCUUUUCUUCGAUUUUGUGUUUUAAUGUGAGUUUUGCUUUUCUCUUUGUCCCGUUUCUUCUGUACCUUUUUCUAUUUUGUGCCAAAUUUUAUUUGCAGCUUAUUCUUGUACAUGGACAUCUGACCCUGUUUUGGAAGGAAAUAGGGUCUGUCAGGUACAUUUUUCUAUUAUGCACGAUUUAUUCAGUGGUCAAGAACAACAUGGUCUGAAUUACCUGAUGUCUUUUCGAGCCUCGAAUUCACUGACACUGGCUGGACUACUAGUGUAAAGUUUGGGAUUGAAUUAGCCGAUUGUCAGUUUAGCCUCAAAUUACUUGGGCAAAACACAUAGUAUAGUUUUUUUAAUACAUAGAAUAAAGUAGAUUUAGAAAUGACGAAAGUUCAAAUGUAUAUAUUGACCUUCACAAUCUCUUAGCUUAAUGAUUAAUGGCUCUCUUAACAUUCGAUCUAUGUAAGCAGCUACUCAAUGGAAUAUAUGACAGUGUCAAGAAUAACAUGUCCAAGUCCUAAUCUGUUUUUGUAUUCAGCUUCACAUUACCUUAACUCUUAGUGUAUGAAUACCUGAUAUUUUGUACAACUUUAGGGCGUUGAAGUGUAAACCAAUUGACCAACCAUUUAAGUCCCCCUCAUGGGCCUGGGAUGGAUCCAUGAUUCCUAGAAAAUAGACCUUAUUAUUAGUUUAAGGAGAGAAUAAAAUAUUAUGCAGACAUCUCCUAGAUCCCAAAGUGGUCAUUUAUCAUUAUAUUGAGCUAUGCCUAAUCAUCAUGGUUGAGUGUUGUGAAUUCUUGACCACCCAUUCCAAGAAGACUUGUUUAGGCUUCCACUUGAAGUUCAGGGUUCAGGAUACUAAUAUCUGAUGUCUUCUAAAUGAUCUUGUGGUUUCGUUACACUAAUUGCAGAUGAAUGUUUCGUCCUGUGUUGUUGUGUUACUGGGAUGGAGAUCACACUUUAUAAUGGAAGUGUCAUGAUUACAUCAUGUUUAUGAUCACAUGCAAUUUUCAACAAUUUUUUUGUCCGAUUGUGUGAUUCUUUGUUUGGUAAAUGUAAUAUUUUAUUUGCCGCUGUUCUGUGUAACGCAUGACAACUUCCACAGUUAAUUGAGAGGACGGGACAGAGUGAUGAUGUAGUCAAAUCAAAUUUCGUCUUGGAUUCUAUUAUCCUUUCAUUUCCUCCCUGAACAUAAAUAAUUUCUAUAUCUAUAUGGCUAAACAAUUUAAAAUUUGCGGAAAUCCUUUUUCCUGAUCGCCUGAUACUGAUUACACGUAAUUGAUGCUGAUUCAGAGGCAUCCAAAAAUGGAUAUCUCUUAAUAGAGUCCAUUUUUCUGAUGGAGUCUGUUCUUUAAAGAAGAAGACUGAAGUACAACUUUAUCCAUUUUCGCAAAUUUUAUUGAAGUGAGCCUAAAAAAGGUCACAGAAUGAUACUUCACCAUGGUUUUUUCUUGACAUUAUCUUAAUACCGGUCAGUGACUAAUGGAUUUUUUUUUAAUGUUUGGUCCACUCUUAUCUUAGAGUUGCCAAUCUUGUAACGUCACUAACUUGCCAUUGAAUCCAGUAAACAUGAUACUUUGUAGAUGAUGGACUAGAACUCUUGUAGCAAGUCCAGGUGCUUGAUAUAUGGGUUUGAGAAUGAUUCUCGUGCCCUACAUGCACAUAGAUUCAGAAAUUAUGCAUCCGAUCUUUGCUAUUUUCUGAUUAUAGCUUUUGAACUCUGGAUUCUCGUGCUCUGAUUAUAACAAGUCAAUUCUGUUUUGACAGUCCAUCGCUUCCUAUCUUUAUUUUUAGUUGAAUAUUCUCUAGUGACUGACCUGGAAGCCCAUUCAUCUCUAAUUUGACCUUGAUAUCUAUCCGACAGGUGGUAUGUGUAAAAUUAGAAGGGAUUAUAAUGUCGAGGACUUUAUAUAUAAUGGUUUGUGAUUGUUGGGUCUCUCCUGAAUAAAGUAUUUAUUUACUGUAACUUAUUGCGUUUAUAAUUUUCCUUCCGUGUGAGACAUUUAGAUAUUUCAUGAAUUCAGCUCUUCCUGGUUAUCAUCUUCAUUCAGUGAAUUGUAAUGCCUGCAGAAUUUUGAUGAUGUCUUGGUUCCUGCUGAUCAUGUGAGCAGGAGCUACAAUGAUACAUACUAUGUCAAUGCUAACACUGUUUUAAGAUGCCACACAAGUGCUCACCAGGUUGAGCUAUUGAGACAAGGACAUAAUCAAUUUCUUGUUACUGGUGAUGUCUACCGUAGAGAUUCCAUUGACGCUACUCACUAUCCAGUAUUCCAUCAGGUAAGAUUAUGUCUUGCAGUUAAUUUCCAUGAUCAUCAUUCUAUAUUCUUUUAUUUAGUUUCCUGUUGCUAUAUAACAUGCAGAUGGAAGGUGUUCGUGUUUUCUCUCCUGAUGAAUGGCAGGCAUCGGGGUUGGAUGCCACGUCAUAUGCUGCUAUGGAUCUAAAAAAGUCUCUGGAGGGUCUAGCAUGCCAUUUAUUUGGUAAUAGCUAUAUUGUUUCUGCACGUGCUUUCUUUUUUAUUUGGUUCUGUAGAGUACCUAAUUGGUUGAUCUUGGUAAAAUGCAAUAUUCAUUGACAUGCAGCAGUCUGCUCAAAACGAGAAUUUGCUGUCUGUAGGUGAUGUUGAGAUGCGCUGGGUCGAUACGUAUUUUCCAUUUACUAAUCCGUCAUUUGAAUUGGAGAUAUAUUUUCAGGUUUUUUUCACGAACUCUAUAUCAUUGCUUAUCCUGUUUUGCAUGCUGUUUACCUGAUCAUUUAUGCAUUUUAGAUGUUCGUUGUUUUCCUUCAAAGAAUAUUGAUGUAAAUGCAGAAAAAACUCCCAAGUCCGGCAUUUUGCACAUGAUCAGUCAUUAGCUGUAACCUUACAAUUGUGGACAGGAUAAUAGUCAGUCACAUGCAGUUAAACCUUUUAUCAGUAUUUCAAAGCAGUGAGUAUGAUGGUAACCCGUAUUAAAUUCAUGUUACUAUUACAACACUCUGGCAGAAAGAAAUAACUUAUAUUGUUGAGAUAGUAAUAUUGGAGACUGUUACUGGUAAUGCUGUGGUGCAUAUGUGACCUGGUUCGGGUAGAGCAGUGCUUUAACAUAGCUUUCCAAUGACAUCUAUAAUUUGUUGGGUUUUUGCCGGUUUAUAUCCUUCUGAACGUGAUAGUUUGAUUUGUGAUGGUAUUUACAGACGUUGCCCUCUACUUUCCAUCGACCACUGUGUGAGUGAAGGAUGCCUCUUGAGCUCUUCUGCAGAAUUUUGGGGAUAUCAAAAGUCGCUCUGAAGACUACUUGGGCUUUCAUUAUGAGAAAUCUUGAAAUUUACCGACAUAUAGUUAUGGGAUAUAAUUGAGGUCGGAAGAAAAAACAAGAGCAAAAGAAGAGGCAACACUUCAACUUAUGGUGGGGUUUGUCAGAAAAUAAACUUUAGCUGGCUCAAUCAAAAGUCAACUCUGAAAUCAGUAUCUGAAAAAACCUGAGUUAUCAAGUUCUGGAUUUAAAGACUGAUCUUUUUUGUGUCACUACUAAUGUAUGAAAAUUUAAGUCUUUUUAAAAUAACCAAGCUCAAUGGAUCAUUAAUCUUUUCCUCUCUUCAUUGGAUAUCAAUAAAAUAUUUAACACAUUAUAAAUUGGAUAUUUAAAAAAUAAGAAAUGAUCCCUCCUGAAAGUAUCGCAUUCUGCCAAAAAAGGUUCACCAUUAGGAGGAUCAAUGCGGAGCAUUAUAGAGUUCUGCAUCAAAUGGAAUUUAUGCUAUGAUACAUUGACCCAGUCCAAAUGCCCAAAAAUAUACAUUUGUUUGAUUAAUGUGCCUGUCCAAAACUAAUCACCAUAUUAUUUAAUUCUGGCCGGAACUAAACUCCUUCAUAGCUAGUGGGUCGUUUAGUCAAUGCUAUUAGUUUUUCCUUCACUACCUUCAUUGGUUUUCUAUCUAUUUUCUUAAAUAGAUCUUAGCUGUUGAUCUUAACAUUAUUUCAGGAGAAGUGGAUGGAAGUCUUGGGAUGUGGAGUGACUGAACAGGAGAUAUUAAAGAGAAGUGAUAGAAUGGAUAAUGUUGCUUGGGCAUUCGGACUUGGCCUGGAGCGGCUGGCAAUGGUUCUCUUUGAAAUUCCAGACAUUCGGCUUUUCUGGUCAACUGAUGAACGGUUUACCUCUCAAGUAUGUUUUACUUUGCAUCUAUUCAUUUAUUUGUUUGUACACUUAACUUUGAAGAUGAAGGCCCUAUUAAUGAUUUUCAAUACACAUCUUGUUGACCUGCCAAUGUUUGAUGAAACAGAUGUUCACAAUUUUCAUUUUCUUGUAAAGCUCUUUUUUCAAUAACGUCUAUUAAGAGGGAAAUGAUGGGCCUGGACAGUACAUCUAGAUGCGAUCUUAUGGUCGAGCUUCUUGAUAUUCAAUCUCAGUAGUUCUGGCUAGUGCAUACCUACAGUCGCACGAGGCCAACAUUGUGAUGUCUGUCGAGUGUUAAUGUGCAAAUGAAAGUGAUUCUCAGAAGCAUUCUCUCAAGUUAGCGUACAAACGACCCCUCUCGUGCAUGAUUGAAAAUUUAUGUAAACAUUCAUGUCACGCUUCUGCAAAAUUAUCUUUUAAGCAGAUACAUUGAUGGUUAUCUCCCUUUAGGCCAUUAGGUUCUAAUUAUUUCCAUGGAGUAUGCUGUCGUGUUAAGUGCUCCAACGUAAACAAUGCAUUUUUUUUACCUGAACUCUGAUUUGGUUCUUUCUUACAGUUCUCUGAAGGUCAGCUUGGUGCCAAGUUUAAGCCGUUUUCGAAGGUAUGAGUACAUUCUGCACCUGCGCUUAUUCUAACCCUGCAGAUGAAAAUGAUAAACGGCUUUCUAUAAAUUGGGUUACAUUUGCAAUGGCAAACACGAAAGGGUCUCUGUAUCGGUAGUGAUUAUUGUGUGUCAAAUGUGUUCACGAGCACAGUUAAGAUUAUUUUUUGUUUGCAUCUCGAAACAGACUUAGAUGGUGCUUGAAAUUGAUAUUUCUGUUGAUUAUAAUGGAAUUUUUAUGGUUUAUUCACCGUUGGUUUCUAAAUUGUAGUAAAAUUAUUAUGCUUAGGCGUGUGUCUUUUUAUAAGCCAUCCUGUGGACUGCGUCUAACCUCUUGAUAUCUUGGAUCGUAAUCUCCAGGCUGAUAUAAGUAAUCUUGAAUUAUCCAGAAGCUGUAAAUCAUGCUUUAUCUGACAAGUGGCUAUUGGAACAUGGAUAACAAUGAAAUUUAUUUUUGGUUAUAAUGCUGAACAUGCUCAGUAAAGGCAGGAAGAUUACUCACCCAUCACUUGUGAUUGUCUCUGGUCAAUCUCAAUGUCUGUGUCAUCUGUAGUGACAUUAUUGCUUAUAAUCCUGUCUUCCGUUCUUUUUAGAUUCGAUUGACAAAGAAUAUGACGAUGCUUGUGAAAUUGAUGUACAAAAUAUACGUCUCAAGUAGUUUAAGAUCCGACAUAAAUUUAAUUUCAUAAUGCUUAACAUUAUACAAAUGAAGUAUAAUAGGUGACAAUCACGUGUACAUAUUAUUAUCAUGCAUUGAUUGAAGUAUAAUAGUCUGUGAAACCCUAACUUUCUUGUUGUAGACAGACGUGCGAUGCAUAGUUGCCACAACACUAUUUUGAAGACUGCAUUACUAGUUAACUAAUUCAUCUUAAAGUAAAAUCGAAUAAUUUCAUCUUCUCAUUUACCAAAGGGGUAGAUAAGUUAGAUAAGUAAGUGAAAUAAAAUGUUUUUCCUAUUUUUGUUCAGAAGCUAGUUUGAUUGAGCCACAGGUCGGAUUCAAAUAUUGGAUUCAUGUUGUUACUGAACAUGUUGGAAGACGCGAUGGAAAGUUCAGUUUUACCAAUCUUUUCAAAUGACCCUUGUGACAACCGAUUGCGUACGUUUUUCAGCGCACUAAUAAUCCCAACCCCUACUAGGAGGUGAAUAAUCACAGAUGUUCCUCUGGUAUUUAAUUGAUAGCUGAACAAAGUAUUGUUCAUAAAUCUAUGAUUUCUGGGAGUUAGAGUUCCCUAAGCUAACCUAUCGCUAGGGGAUGAGUGUAUAAUUACAUUGAAGCAGUAAAUAAUGAAGUAGUUUUUAAAAUCUGUUAUGGGUAAAUAAAUUUUUGAGCUGAUUUCUUAGUAUGCCAUAAUUACGAUCAUGUACGUCAAGUGAUUUCUUAGUAGUCCAUGAUGCUUUCUAAAAAUUGAGAAGAAUUUCAUUAUGUUCAUAACCUUCUUCGAAGUUCUGAAGGCCCAUUAGAAACUGUCACCGAAACCUCAAGGAGAGCUAUCUUUUUGCAGUUUCCUCCUUGUUACAAAGAUGUUAGUUUUUGGAUCAGCGAUUCAUUCACCGAGAACAAUUUAUGUGAAGUCGUCAGAGGAAUUGCUGGGGACCUAGUAGAGGAGGUACUGCACGCACUACUUUGCUUGGUUGUUUUCAUUUCACAAUUAUUCUUAUUUUAAUUCAAUCAAAUCACCGAUUUAUGCAACUUGAAAAACCUUUUGAUGGCAUCAUAGCAUGCUGUUUUAUGGUAAACAGAAAAUUACCAGCUUUGCAUUCCGAUUGUCGAGAUGAUGCUCAUUCCAUAAAUUUCUAAUUGAAUCUGCGAGAGGAAAAUGAUUGCAAACUUGUUUCGUACCAUUAAAAUAAAAUGAUCUAUCCAAUUGAGUUUCUUAAAUUUGGUGAUUACAUGUGUAUCCUUUGAGCAUAUUAGUUGUUAUUUCCAUGUCAGGUUUGCAUACAAGAAGGAAAAAAAUACUGUUUAAGAAAAAAAAAAAUCCAUGGAUAAAAGGCUUAUGUUUUAUCGUUUUUUUUUUCGUUUGUGUUUUCCGGUAUGUAUUUGAUAACAGCUUUCAAGUUCCCAAAUUUUUUUCUUCAUGAACUUUCACUUAGUCCCGAGCAUGGAUAUGACUUUGCAUGUAGGAUAGAGAAGGUACUUGGAAGAGUUAACAGGUCAGUCGAGGUCCUCCUGUAUACUGCAAUGAACAAAGGGAUAAUUGGGUGAUCCAUUAAUGGAUGCUAGAAUAUGAAUAAAGAGUAAAAGGAUCGGAAUAAAUGCAGGGGAUAGUACAGAAUUACUCUGGGAGAGAUGGGGUACCGAAAUGGUGGUAGUCUUCAUCUAAUCUUCUUUUGUUUUUUAAUAUAGGUGGCUUUGUCCUCAAAAUCUUUGAUAAACCGCAUAUUUUCCAAGCAUCCUAGAAGCAGCAUUUCGGCUUGAUGAUUCUUUGAUUAGGAAUCCUGAAUGAUUUCUUACUAAUUCUGAGAUCAAUCGGGAUCAUGAAUUUUAUGUAGAAGAUACCUGGUUGUGUAAGACAACCUGCUUAUAUAGGUCUACUACAUUAGUCACUAUGUACCUCAGGAUCUGCCCUUUUUGUCACUUGAAUUUAAUGUCUGGUAUUUUGCAAAGGUAUCAGUCUGUUCACAUAUAAGGACGUAUAUGUAUGCACAUAUAUAGCCAUCUCUUCAUGUAUAGAUAAUGAAUGCCGAUCGAAGGAAAAAGAGUAUUUUUUCCUUGAUCAGAAUGACAACAUGAACCCAUUUUCAAAGUAAUAAACCCUGGGCUUGGCAGAUCCCCAGGCCCUUCACCAUUUGGCCUCUAAACUUAUUGGGCUCUACAUCCUGAGACGAACUUGAUCGCUCAUGGCAAACUACGCCGUAUGUUUUUGUUUUCCAGAGAAUUCAGUCAGUCGGAUUCCUAACUGCUGUCAUUUACUUUCAGGUCCAGCUGAUCGACAAUUUUACCAACAAGAAGGGAAUGACUAGUCACUGCUACAGAAUUGCUUAUCGGUCAACGGAACGUUCACUCACAGAUGAAGAGAUAAACCAGUUGCAGGUAGAGGCAUCUCCUCUGGGUCCUCCAAUGGCCUCUGAGCCGUUUCUGAUCUCAGAAUAAUUAAUGUCUCAACGUGUAUUAUUUGUUCUUGUGCAGUGGAAUGUCAGAGAAGCUAUGCAGAGCAAGCUGAAUGUUGUACUCAGAUAG